This is a messenger RNA of Coccidioides posadasii C735 delta SOWgp, 2284 nucleotides long. RefSeq lists its product as uncharacterized. Gene Ontology annotation, biological process: telomere capping; regulation of telomere maintenance via telomerase. The record is from RefSeq and is a predicted model, not a curated record. Gene Ontology annotation, cellular component: chromosome, telomeric region; nuclear telomere cap complex. NCBI's taxonomy places the organism in Eukaryota, Fungi, Ascomycota, Eurotiomycetes, Onygenales, Onygenaceae. Gene Ontology annotation, molecular function: telomerase inhibitor activity; G-rich strand telomeric DNA binding.
AGCGCGGAGGGGGAUCGCGAGACGGCGACGGGAGCGGAUGGACUCGUCCAUGGGCGAUUAGGGAGCUUUAGUUAACUACGGCUAACUGGGAAUCCUAUCUUCCCUGGAGCUGUUCGCCUCAAACGCUGAAUCGACACGCGUCUGACUGUCCUGACGCGUGCAUGCAUGCACAUUAUCAUGGAAAAUUCCUCAGGCUGCCUUUGAUCAAAAUCUGAUGAUUGCCUCAAGAGACAGAGUGUUGACACUGGCAUUCACAGCCAGCCCUGACUCUAGCAUACUCUUCCCUGUAACCCACCCUGCUCGAACACCCUCAGGAUGGUCACACGCAUACCCCCAAAUUUUACAGAUAUCCAGACCGCCCGCUCCAUGAGCCGUGGCGUUGUCAAUGUCAUUGGAGUGGUCAUAGAUUCCCUGCCUCCGGCCCCUUCUCAAGGCACGUCGUGGAUCUCCACAUUCACGCUAAAAGCAUCAGAUUUGGGCGACGACUAUUUGACCGGCCUUAAGAUACGAUACUUUCAUGACGUGGAUAGAUAUCUCCCCAGUCCAAAGGUUGGCGAUGUGGUUCUGCUGCGCCAUAUAAAUCUCGAUCUAUACAAUGGCAAGACCAUUGGACUUUCAAGAUCUAGCAGAGUAACCCCUUGGGUCGUGUUUGAGGCACGCCCCACUCAACGGCCAACGCUAUCCACAGUGCUAUGUCCCGGCGAAAGGCCACCGUCUGCCGCUGAAACCAAGUAUGCCGGCUAUCUUCUUGGUCUCUACAGGGGAGACGGGAGCCGACCCUCUAUGGCCCCCGCAACACCCGCGAUUACCGUUGAACGAUCAGUCUCAAUGCCAAGUUCAAUCCAGCCAACGACCCGCAAAGCUGAUAAAUUUAGACUUGUCAAGGAUGCUGAAUACGGCAGCUUUGUCGAUAUCGUCGGCCAAGUCGUGAAAACAUUUUCUGAAUACGAAAAGCUUCUUCUUUACGUCACCGACUACACACAGAAUAAGAACCUUUUCGACUACUCCUUUGACAAUGAUGGCCGCGAUGGUGAUGAGUUCAACUACUCGUCCCGCUCAAAGCGGAAAUGGCCAGGCCCCUACGGGCGUAUGACUAUUCAAGUCACUCUCUGGGAGCCACACUCGAAUUUCGCACGAGGUAACAUCAAGGAGGAUGAUUUUGUUUUGCUACGUAACGUUCGUAUAAAGCCCGGACGCAGCAGCGGAGUGAUGGAGGGCGCAAUGCAUACAGACCGGCAGUUCCACGCGAAAGUUGGUGUUAGCUUGCUCGAUGUCAACGAAGGGGACGAACGCCUGAAGGGGCUGGUACGGCGCAAACUGGAGUACUGGAGGAAGCUGAAAGGUCGCUUGGCAAUUGAAGACGGCAAACGUCAGCUGUCCGAUGGCGAAGGCUCGGGCAAGAAAACAAAAAAGAAUAAAAGACAGAGAAAAAAUAAGCCACAGAGAGUGAAUAACCAGGCUGAAGCCACAACGACUUCCGUUCGUCCAAAACGGGAUGAACUCAACCCACAUGUCCGGUCAAACUACCUCGCAACACCGACCAGGACAGUGGAGCAAAUUCUCCAUAACGAAUCCCACUGGAAUGUCGGUCCUGGGGGCAUCCAAUACCGGAUGCCCUUCCAGAAUCUAAAGUACCGCGCGUCCGUGCGAGUAGUCGACUUCUUCCCUCCUAAUCUAGAAGAUUUCGCGGUUCCAUAUAACCCAGAAUACGCCAUGCUCAGGGACACAGUCGAUGGUAGCGACCUGAGCGACAGCGAUGAAGAGCCAAUUAUUGGCCAGCAAAUCUGGGAAUGGAGGUUCUGCCUGCUGGUCGAAGAUGGAGGCCCGGGCAUACGCCAUCCUCCAGGCCAAAGGCGAGAGCGUUUGAAGCUCUUCGUAACCGGCCCUGAUGCUGUGUUUUUACUUUCCAUUGACCCCGUCAACCUCCGUAAGAAUCCAGAUGUUCUCGCUAGCCUUCGGGAGAAGCUUUUCAUACUCUGGGGCGACCUUGAGGAGCGUAAGAACUCUAAUUCUGAAAUAUUUAAUCCCAACGACACCGCAGCUAUAAACGCUAAACCAUUCACGUGUUGUAUAAAAGAAUACGGCGUUCGUGUCGCCUUCGAAUGCGCAGACGACAACGACGAAAAUGAUGAUGCUGAUGAAAACGAUGAAGAUCACCAAGAAACCUCCAAUUCGUUUUGUUGGGAAAGACGGUUUCGGAUGUUCGACACUAGAGUCAUGUAAUCCAUUUACCGGAAUAUUAUCUUGAUUACAUACGGAGUGUAUAUGUAUACAUUAACGAUGC